AUGUCCGUACCAUUCCCAACACAAGACUCGUUUGCGAGGCCGUUCGAACCGAUGGGACAACCUCUCAUCCAGGGAGGUGACAGGCGCGAGUAUCUCCCCGUACCGAGUCCGAACCCACACGAGCACCAGCGCCCACGACACCACUCCCAGAACUCGCACAACGACGGACACCAUCACUCCUCGACAUCUCGCUCUCGUCACCACUCGCGCACAGAGUCGCAUGGACAUGAACACCACCACCACCACCGCUCGCACUCUCGCGAUCGCACUCACUCGCAUGGACACUCGCAUUCCCAUUCAAGGCCGAGACAUCACAGCAGCAGCGGGAAGAACCAAGCACCAGUGAUCGUCGUCCCCGCGCCGCAACUGACUUCCCGUACGCAUUACUCCGAGCCGCAUGUGCAGCACCCACAGUACUACGCGCCGCCGAUGGCCGCGACAAACACCUACGGACCGCCGGUGUCUUCGCCAUACACCGCAUCGUCUUUCGCCCAGCCUCUACCGCAUGGCGCGCCGGUGUAUGCAGGGUCGCAGGUACCGGCCUACGCUGGGUCGGCGCAACAUGAACGAGUUCCCGUGUAUGCGGGGUCUUCUACCCAUGGGCAGUAUGGAAGCUUGGGAUCGUCGUACCAGCCCCCAAGAAGUAUGCCGAUGGCGGAACCCUCAGUGCCCCGGGAUAUGCACUUGUUCAGAACGCACCGACGCACGUACUCGCAACCCACACAUCAACCGAUGCAGCAGCCAGUCCAGCAGCGGCCGCAGCAAAAGCACAACCACUCCUUCAUGCACCCGCUCUUCAAGCUUUCGCGUUGUACGGGGCGGCGCAAGGCCGUGUGCAUCGGCGUGAACUAUACAGGCACCGCGGAGGCGCUCGAGGGAUGUGUGAACGAUGCCAAGAACAUGUAUCACUUUUUGACGGAGAGAGGGUACCCGAAGAAGGACAUUUUGUACUUGGUGGAUACAAGCAAUGAUCCACGGUCGAGGCCGACGAGGGAGAAUAUGCUGGCAGCAAUGAGGUGGUUGGUGAAGGACGCCCAGCAGGAUGAUGCUUUAUUCUUCCAUUACUCUGGACACGGAGGACAAGUACGUGAUCGCGAUGGAGAUGAGGCGGAUGGGAUGGACGAGGUUAUCUUCCCGGUCGACUACAAGACGGCAGGUAUCAUCGUCGAUGAUCUGCUACACGAGAUCCUCGUCAAACCUCUCCCACCCGGCUGUCGCCUCACGGCCCUCUUCGACUCUUGCCACUCGGGCUCAAUCCUCGAUCUUCCGUAUCUCUAUCACUCGAACGGCCGGCAAAAGGGUAGCGACGUAACUGCGGCGUUCAAGAAGCAACGCAUGACACCUGCGGACGUGAUCACCUGGAGCGGUAGCGCGGAUAGUCAGACAAGCGCGGAUACGGUGCAGAAUGGGCUGGCCGUGGGCGCGAUGAGCCAUGCUUUCGUGAAGAUCCUCAAACGGAAUCCGAACAUCAGCUACCAGGACAUGCUGAAGGGCGUCAGGGAUGUACUGAAGAACAAGUACAGCCAGAAGCCGCAGUUGUCGAGCUCUCAUCACAUUAACACGAACAGUCGCUUCAUCAUUUAG
Messenger RNA from Peniophora sp. CBMAI 1063, 1584 nucleotides. Lineage: Eukaryota; Fungi; Basidiomycota; Agaricomycetes; Russulales; Peniophoraceae. The record is from the annotation of a GenBank genome assembly.